GGGGAAAUACAGAUUAGGAAGAAACUACAAUCCUACAUGAAUCACCAGAGUAGUAGAAACGCGAGGCUUAAUACUGGCAAUGUGGUGAGACCUUCAACUCUAUCUAUCAAGAGUGUUAGAGGAUGGUUGGAGAAAAUGUUCUGGAAGAUGACACGUAUUGUAAACUGGUGGAAGACUGUCCUUUUCGUUUGCGUGCUUGCUUUAGCAGUUGAUCCUUUGUUUUUCUUUAUCCCUGUGAUUGAUUCUCAUAAGUUCUGCUUCACUUUGGACAAGAAGCUUGGUGUAGCUGUUUGUGUCCUUCGUACUCUUAUUGACGUAUUCUAUGUGAUUCACAUCAUUUUUCAUUUUAUAACUGAACUCGUUGCUCCUCGUUCUCGAGCGUCAUUAAUAGGCGAGUUAGUUGUGCAUUCUAAGGUUAUAAGGAAAAGACUUUUCUUCUUCUACUUCAGUGUUGACAUUGUCUCUGUUCUUCCCAUUCCCCAGGUGAUGGUUCUUACUCUCCUUUCAAGAAAGCAAAAGACGUCACUGGUGUCCAAGGAGAUACUAAAAUGGGUUAUGUUUUGUCAAUCUUUACCGAGAAGCAUCCGUAUCUAUCCGAUUUUCAGAGAAGUGACAAGAGCUUCUGGUACAGUAGCUCAAACGAAGUGGGUUGGAGCUGCUUUAAACCUUUUCUUUUACUUGUUGCCGACUCAUGUGAUUGGGGCUUUCUGGUACUUGAGUGCAAUUGAAAAGAAAGAGACAUGUUGGCGUGAAGCGUGUGCAAAGAUAACCGAAUGUGACCUAACAAAUCUCUUAUGUGCACGAGGUGCUGGUGGAGACAACAGUGGUUUCCUAAACACUUCAUGCCCAUUAAUUGACCCUGAGCAAAUCACAAAUUCCACAGUUUUUAACUUUGGCAUCUACACUGAUGCAUUGAAAUCUGGGGUGGUAGAGACGAGGGAUUUUCCAAGGAAGCUCUUGUACUGCUUUUGGUGGGGACUGCGAAAUCUUAGUGCCUUGGGCCAAAACCUAGAGACAAGCAACUCUGCAGGGGAGGUCUUUUUUGCUAUCAUCAUUUGUGUCUCUGGUGUACUCUUGUGUGCUGUGCUAAUUGGAAAUGUUCAGAAGUACUUGCAAUCAACUAGUAUAAGAGUAGAUGAAUGGGAGGCGAAGAAAAGAGACACAGAACAAUGGAUGUCUUCUGAGGACCUACCAGACUAUCUAAAGGAACGCAUUAGGAAAUGGGAAUAUGAUGAAUGGGAAAAAAACAGUGGCACCAAAAGGGAAGCUCAUCUUCCUAGUCUUCCAAAAGACCUAAGGGUCGAAGCCAAACGCAUUAUAUACUUGUAUUCAUUGGAGAAUGUUCCUUGGAUCUCCUUCAUUGAUGAUGAUUGGCUACUAAAUGAAAUGUACGAUCGGGUGAAGCCUGUGUUCUACUGGGAAAAAAGCCACAUAUUGGGAAUAGGUGACCCGGUUAAGGAAAUGCUUAUUGUAAUGAGAGGCGAACUGGAAAGCGUGCCAGAAUAUUGUGAAACAUCUAGAUACAGCAAUUUACAAAUUCGACUCAUGAAAGGUGAUGUAUGGGGAAAACUUCUCUUUUGGGCUCUUGAUCCCCAUACUUCUCCUAGCCUUCCCAUCUCAAACAGAAACGUAAUGACUCUUACCUAUGUUAGCGGCUUCACUCUCUCGGCUGAUGAUCUCAAGUUUCUAGCCUACCAUUUGAGACGCUAUCAUAGCGUCAAACUCCAACACAUCAAACACAUUUUCAGAUGCCAUUCAAAGUCUUGGCGAUCAUGGGCAGCAUUCUACAUACAGGCAGCAUGGAAAGCACAUUGCCGAAGGAAGGCUUCUAAGAUAUUACAAGACACACAACGCAAUCUGGGAGCAACACUUUAUGCGUCGAGGUUUGUCUCUAAGACUUUGCGAUAUCGACAGGAUGAUUCAGCGGAAUUUCCCAGCUUUCCAGAGAUGUUACCUGACAAACCAGCCGAUCCCGAGUUCUCAAAGAAGGAAGCAUAGCGUAUCAUUGAAUAAAAUGGCGUACUUCAUCACGAAGACGAAUCAACGCUCUUUAUUGCUCCUAUAAACUUAAAACUGGUCAACCCAAACAUGCUUUUCGCUUCUCUAUUAAUUGUUUUCGCUUACUAUGUGUCUGUAAUUUAGUAAGAAACAAAACUUGCCAGCAAACUACGAAAUGUAAUCUAUCGUUUGUCAGAAACAAAAUUGCGUAGUUUUGUUUUGAGGAUUUUUCUUUGUACGCAUUGAAAGAUCAAAAUCUCAACAAUGAAUUCUUCCUAAUGUGUAACCUCUAAUCCAUUUCUCUCGAUCUCCUUCUUUAUAUGCUACUAGUAUUAUCCCCCCGCUAAGCACCUAUCAAUUUUAAUGUCUUCUUGACUAUUAAAAUAAAUUAUUAUUUUAUUUAUAUAUUUUCUUAGCCUAGGUAAACAUUAAUACAUAAACUUAGAAGUACUGAAACAAUUUCUACGAUGUAGUUUUGAAAAAUAUAUACAACAUACAUGUUUUUGAAAGCUUGUUUCUAUAAACAUAAGAUAUAUGCUAGCACAUAAAAGUAAAUAUUAUAAUACUGCUUUAAAAUAAGAUAUAAUUUUGCAUUUUAAUUAUUUUCUUUAUAAAAUUCCAAAGUUCAAUUUAAUCAAAAAUAAACAUUAGUUUAGUUAAAUAUUCUGGAUUUAGAUAAAAUGGUGACGUAAUAUUAGAAGUGUUGUAUUCAAAUUACAUAUUUAGAAGGGUUAAAACAAUUAUUAUUAUUAUUUUUUAUGAACAUAGAUAAUAAUUUUAUAGAAAAAUUAAAUAUAGUUAAAUUUACUACAUCUAAUCCAUUCAGUUUUAUCUAUAUUUGUUUUUUUAAAUAAGUCUUUAACAAUAUACUUAUAAACAUAUUUAUUUAAACAUAAUAUUAGUAGGAAAAAAAAUUAUGAAAACAUUAAAUUUUUAUUGAAAGUAUAUAUUGAAUAGUUUAAUAUCUUAGAUGCAGGACAAAGAUAAAAGGCCAAGUAAAAAAUACAUUUCUGGAUAUUUUGUUUGAACUUGCAUUUUUAGAUUCUACUCCAUCGUUUUCCUUUUCCUCUGCAGUCAUCAACAACCUGGAACUUCAAUGAUAAGAAAGAAAACAUGUAUAAAAUAGUCAACUUGUAUAUAAUAGAUUCAUAAACAGAUUUGAAAAAAUAGUUGAAUAUGUUUAUUUUUUUUACCGAAAAUAGUUGAAUAUGUUCUGUUAUAAAACAAAAAGAAAAGAUCUGUAAAUAAUAAAUUUGUAUAUAGUAAAUUAAGACAUACUUACUGUUACCUAAAUGCUGACAAAAUUUUGAAUUUUCUUUUUCUUCUUCCUAAUUUGAAAGAAUUAAGUUUUCGAAAUAGGAGAAUACUUAAGUACCAUCUUCAACCUCUCAACCUGAAUCAUGUAGAAAGAAUUAGAGAGCACUAAAAUUGUUAAACUGAGAAGGAAACAAAUAAAUAUGAAUAUGGGCAAGACAUUUGUAUAGAUUUGUUUGCUACACUCGAGCACAAAAUGAAAAAUGAAGAAGAAAGAUGAAAAACAAAAGAUAUAAUGAUAUACCAUGGAUUUCACCCACUUUCAGUCAUGAUAUAUAAGUGUUUUAAGAUAUAAUUAUUAUGUUUUGGAGUCUUUUUAGAGUAUUUACAGGUUCAGGUACGCUCUGGAGAAAUAUUGUGAUUUUGGAGUUUUUUGAAGCCUUUUGAGUGCAGGACUGCACAGAUGCAUCGGAUGUCUAGCUACGGAUGGAGACCUUCCCAUCGUCAGCUGGAGCUCAUAUUUUGACACAAUAUAGAUAUUUGAGUUAGCUUUCCAAUACCACCAGUUUGAGGUCAAUCAGCAUCCUAUAACAGAAGUUAUGCUCGUUUUACUGAAGAGUGGUCAGUUUGCCUCGCGAGAGGAAGCUGUCGAGAAUAUAAACGCGUGUCGAUCGAUGCAGCACUGUGCUUAUCGAUCGACAGGGAUCACAGAAUGUGGUCCGAGCAUGUUUAAAGACCGACUGAAGCCUAGAAGUAACCCCAAGUUACCAGAAUACCCUUGGACGACUGGAGACCCUAUUUAUGUUAUUUCUAAGCCAUUGUUGACGGCUACGCUUUAUUUUACAUCUUUAUUUCAUUGUUCUUAGUUAGGAGAGAAGAGAGGAACUCCUAUCAGAGUCCUCUUGGAACUCCAUUGGUUUUGGUUUUAUUUAUAUUUAUGGUCUUCAUCUAUUCAUCUAUGAUUUCUGUGACAACUAUUAUGCAUGAGUAGAUCCACCUGCUAGGUUUAGGAAUUUCUAGGGUUCUGAAUGAACUUCUCAUUUAUAUGAUUGUUAGG
This is a messenger RNA of Brassica napus (rape), 4309 nucleotides long. RefSeq names its product probable cyclic nucleotide-gated ion channel 12. Gene Ontology annotation, cellular component: membrane. The coding region runs from base 37 to 1998 and encodes 653 amino acids. Gene Ontology annotation, molecular function: protein binding; monoatomic ion channel activity. The record is from RefSeq and is a predicted model, not a curated record. The transcript has 8 exons. Gene Ontology annotation, biological process: monoatomic ion transport; transmembrane transport. Lineage: Eukaryota; Viridiplantae; Streptophyta; Magnoliopsida; Brassicales; Brassicaceae.